Messenger RNA from Benincasa hispida (wax gourd), 831 nucleotides. RefSeq lists its product as uncharacterized. The record is from RefSeq and is a predicted model, not a curated record. Gene Ontology annotation, cellular component: respiratory chain complex I. NCBI's taxonomy places the organism in Eukaryota, Viridiplantae, Streptophyta, Magnoliopsida, Cucurbitales, Cucurbitaceae.
GAACGAGCACAGAUUCAUUUCUUGAAUCGAACGGCUUCAAUUGGCGUAAUCUCCACACAUUUCGCCUUCGGAAAUUUUGUAUCUACGAACCCCUAUUUGACUUCCCAGUUCCUCCCACAGCCGCUACCACCAUUUUCUUCCUAAAACUCUCUCUCAUUCUUCUUUAGGAAAGGCGAUCAAUAGAAAUGGCAGCAGCUAGGACGGCAGCUAGAAUCUUUUCCCGAAGGUUUUCGAGCAGCGGGAAAAUACUCAGCGAGGAAGAAAAGGCUGCUGAGAAUGUCUACAUCAAGAAAAUUGAACAAGAGAAACUGGAGAAGCUUGCACGCAAGGGACCUAAACCAGAAGAAAAGCUAGAAGGGUCAGUAGCUGGUUCCGUUCCAAGUGGCUCAGCCUCAGCACCAUCAGGAGCAUCAACAGAGAAAAUAUCUAGUGACAAACACCGCAAUUAUGCUGUUGUAGCUGGAACUGUAACUAUUCUUGGUGCUCUUGGAUGGUAUCUUAAGUCUAAAAAGAAGCCAGAAGAAGUCCAUGAUUGAGUUAACAAAUGACGUCGUUUUCAUAUCAUCGGCAUCUGAAGCAUGGGGGAAGGUGAGUGUUCUCCUUUCCUCUGGUUAAUAAACCAAAAAUCGAGAUGCGUAUGGAUCUUGGUUAAUGAAUACGUUAUGUUCACAUGUACGUUUCUCUUGGCAUUAUUUCUGUUUACUUUCCUGGAAAAUUAACCCCAAGAGACAGUGACAGCAUGGAGCAUGCUCUAUGACAAAGACUUGGUUUGUUUGAUUUCAAUUUCACAUUCUCUUCAAUAAUAUUGAGUAGAAGAAUUAUUUUGAAGCA